This is a messenger RNA of Helianthus annuus (common sunflower), 885 nucleotides long. RefSeq names its product extensin-like. The coding region runs from base 1 to 885 and encodes 294 amino acids. The transcript has a single exon. The record is from RefSeq and is a predicted model, not a curated record. NCBI's taxonomy places the organism in Eukaryota, Viridiplantae, Streptophyta, Magnoliopsida, Asterales, Asteraceae.
AUGCCACCCAGAGUAAGAGGCAAAGGAAAGGGUCCCAUGCGAGGUGGACCAUCAGGACACGUAGGACCAUCCCAUCGGCACACCCCGUCUGCGUCGUUUUCUAGCUCAAACUCUCAUGACCAAUGGGGUCAUUCCUUUGAACCAACGAGACACUCUGUCUCAUUGAGCUCUUCACCUUCAUUCCAUCCAUCUUUCGGGCCGCCUAUUCCAGACGAGCCCCAGCAUUCUCAUCACUCCCUUGCAUCACAUCAUUCGCAUGAGUCUCACCAAUCCUAUCAUUCCUUGCAUUCUCAUUCGUUUCAUCAUUCGGAUUCUACCUACUCUCCUGCCCAGUUUAAUCCUAAUGAUUACGUUAACGACUUUUUGGGCUACAACCCUUUGGGACCCGAGGAACACUUUCCUCACAAAAUGGAGAUGGACGACGACCCGGACCCAGAAAUGCAAAUCGGAACACCAGGCCACCCAAUUAGCAUCUCAAGCGGUUCCCCAUUCCAGGGAUCGCCAUACCGAGGGCCCGAUUCAUACCAAGAGAGAAUGGCCGCGUAUGAUUGGUACUUUACUCCUUCGUACCAUAACUCUCAUGCUCAACCUCCUUUGGUUGAACCCCAGCUUCAAGCAGUUUCACCUCCACCACUUACUGUUGAGGAGCCGCCUCAACAGCCACCUCAGCCACCUCCCGAGCCUCUGAGGCGAAGGAGGAAUGCACGAAUAUCCGUGCGAGGAGGACCGCGUUUCAGUUCUCCUCAGGGUUCAAGUUCUUACCCUCCAAUCCCCGAGGACCCCCAAAUGGGUGGACCCUCGCACGCGGUACCGGAAAACGAUCCUCCACCGGUUUCACAUGCACCACCGCCACCAAUGGGUUUCGAAUACCCGAUCCCGACUUAA